UUGCACACUGCACUGUGUGCGUGUGGAGAGGAAAGGGCCGCGGGGGCAGCUCUUCCGUCGGUUGCCUCCCCGGUCGUCUCCUUCCUGCCUCUCCUCUCUCGCUAUAUAUCAGGGCUCACGCUUUGCUCAAGGGUCAGCUCCUUCCUCCUCGCCUUGUCUGCCUGCCUCUCUUCAGCUAGCUUAGCUAGCUCCCGGCCGGCCGGUUGCCUCCUGCAGCUGCUCCUGCUACCAAGUUUCUGAAAAGAACACUUCAGAGAAGUGGAGAAGCUAGAGGAAACAUGAGGGACAUGGGAGAGAAGAGGAGAUAUGGAGGGCAUGUCCAUGCUGUUGGGUUUGGAGCUGGAGGAGGGCAUGCAGAGCAAGAGGAGAAGCUCAAGGAGCAGGAGCUGGACAUGAGCGGCAUGUCCAUGGACACCCUCCCACAUCUCACCAUGCCUCUUGGCCACAUCACCACCUUGGAUCUCUCCAACAACAAUCUCCAAAGCAUUCCGGAGUCCAUAAUCGCGAGGCUUCUGAACGUGGUGGUGCUGGACGUGCGCUCCAACCAGCUGAAGUCGCUGCCCAACUCCAUCGGCUGCCUCUCCAAGCUCAAGGUCCUCAACGUCUCCGGCAACCUGCUCCACGACCUGCCUGCCACCAUCGAGGAAUGCCGUGCGCUGGAGGAGCUGAACGCCAACUUCAACCAGCUGACGAAGCUGCCGGACACGCUGGGCUUCGAGCUCCACGGCCUCCGGCGCCUCUCCGUCAACUCCAACAAGCUCGCGUACCUGCCGUCGUCCACCUCCCACAUGAUGGCACUGCGCGCGCUCGACGCGCGCCUCAACUGCCUCCGCGCGCUCCCCGACGGCCUCGAGAACCUCGGAAACCUCGAGUCGCUCAACGUCAGCCAGAACUUCCAGUACCUGCGGGAGCUGCCCUACGGCAUCGGCCUCCUCGUCUCGCUGCGGGAGCUCGACAUCAGCUACAACUCCAUCGCCGCGCUGCCGGACUCCAUGGGCUGCCUCAACAAGCUCGUCCGUUUCAGCGCCGCGGGCAACCCACUCGUGUGCCCGCCCAUGGACGUCGUCGAGCAGAGCCUCGACGCCAUGCGCGCCUACCUCAACGCGCGGAUGAACAGCACCGAGAGGAAGAAGAAGAAGAAAUUCUGGAUGCCCAAGCUGGUCAAGUACAGCACGUUCUCGGCGGGGAUGACGACGCCCGGCCGCACGAGGAUGCACGAGAACACCGAGGGCCUCCUGAUGUCGGAUUACCGGUCGCUUGACGGCAUCGCCUCGCCGGGGUUCCUCAGCAUGCUGUCGCCUCGGCGGCUUUUCUCGCCGCGGAGGAACUCGCCCAAGCAUUAGUAGGAGUGGUGCAGCUAUGUGUGCUCCCUCCCUAUAGCCUGUUUGCUUGCUGCUUCGUGUGUUCAGAUAAUAUGCUAGUAUUGUAGCAUAAUAAAAAAGCUGCUGCUGUUGCUACUGCAGGUAUAUAUGUUUUGAAGAGGUACAUGUAAAGUGUGUAUAGUGUUAGUACGAUAGGGCAUUGAUGUACAUAAGAAUUAAGGGUGUCCAUUUUCCUUUUUCUGUUUUUUUUCAGCUACGCAAGGGUAGUGUUUUUCGAGCAA
This is a messenger RNA of Phragmites australis (common reed), 1603 nucleotides long. RefSeq names its product plant intracellular Ras-group-related LRR protein 1-like. The coding region runs from base 279 to 1343 and encodes 354 amino acids. NCBI's taxonomy places the organism in Eukaryota, Viridiplantae, Streptophyta, Magnoliopsida, Poales, Poaceae. The transcript is spliced from 4 exons. The record is from RefSeq and is a predicted model, not a curated record. Gene Ontology annotation, molecular function: protein binding.